Messenger RNA from Lindgomyces ingoldianus, 453 nucleotides. RefSeq lists its product as uncharacterized. The transcript has a single exon. NCBI's taxonomy places the organism in Eukaryota, Fungi, Ascomycota, Dothideomycetes, Pleosporales, Lindgomycetaceae. The coding region runs from base 1 to 453 and encodes 150 amino acids. The record is from RefSeq and is a predicted model, not a curated record.
AUGUAUGGGUCUCACAUUGAGGCUGGGGACUUGAUCUUUGACCUUAUACACCAACACCAACACCAACAACACGUCAAUGCCUACUUCUGUAAUCUUUCCAAUAAGUGUAUCAGAUUUGGAAGCAUUCGCCUAGCCUCUCGUGAAAUCCAAUUCCACGGGAAAGUCAAGGUCACUUAUCAAGCGGCGAAGUGCAUGCUGCUGUCCGGAUACUUGAGGGUUCUAGACGCUUUCCUGAAAGAUGGGAAUUUCGAAGCGAACGGUUACAAAGGAUGGGAUAGAACGCCUCCCAUGCUCGUGCUAAAGGAUGGCCGAUACAAUCUCGCUAGAGUUCUACUCGGAGGCGGCGCCAAUGUCGAUGGAGUCCCUUUGUUGACUUUGAAGGCACAGCGCUGUGGAUUGCCGCCAACAACAACAACAACAACAACAACAUGGACGAUGCAAAGUUUCUCCUAG